Messenger RNA from Echinops telfairi (small Madagascar hedgehog), 483 nucleotides. RefSeq names its product persephin (gene PSPN). The record is from RefSeq and is a predicted model, not a curated record. Gene Ontology annotation, molecular function: growth factor activity; glial cell-derived neurotrophic factor receptor binding; receptor tyrosine kinase binding. NCBI's taxonomy places the organism in Eukaryota, Metazoa, Chordata, Mammalia, Afrosoricida, Tenrecidae. The transcript is spliced from 2 exons. The coding region runs from base 1 to 483 and encodes 160 amino acids.
AUGUCCCCGGGGGGAGUUUUGCUUGGCUGCCAGAUGUCCCUGUGGCUGCUGCUGGACCUCGGCGGGGCCCCCGCUGCCCUGGGGUCCCCAUUGGUAAACUCUGCAGGCUUCUGGACUCGGCGCAAAACAGAGACUGGAGAGACCCAGACGCAGUGGCUGGGACCCCGCCGUCCCCUCGCUCGCCUGCGCCGAGCCCCAGCCGCCCCAUGCCAGCUCUGGAGCCUGACCCUGCCCGUGGCCGAGCUGGGCCUGGGCUAUACCUCUGAAGAGAGGGUGGUCUUCCGCUACUGCGCCGGCAGCUGUCCCCGUGGUGCCCACACCCAGCAUGGCCUGACGCUGGCCCGGCUGCGUGGCCAGGGACUCGCCCAAGGCGGGCCCUGCUGCAGGGCCACCAGCUACACAGACGUGACCUUCCUGGACAGCCACCAUCGUUGGCAGCGGCUGGUCCAGCUCUCGGCGGCGGCCUGCAGCUGCAGUGACUGA